Molecule: messenger RNA, 1322 nt
Organism: Leptomonas pyrrhocoris
Lineage: Eukaryota; Euglenozoa; Kinetoplastea; Trypanosomatida; Trypanosomatidae
Product: D-amino-acid dehydrogenase
Exons: 1
Coding region: 48-1322 (424 amino acids)
Cellular component (GO): cytoplasm
Molecular function (GO): oxidoreductase activity
Source: RefSeq, a predicted model, not a curated record
AGCUUCUUUUUUGUUGUUCAUCAGGCUUUUCAAGUGCCGCCUUCGCAAUGGUCGCUUCUCAGCAGACGAAAACGAAAGAGAGCGUCAACUCCGCCAUUGUCAUUGGCGCCGGAAUUGUUGGCGUGUGCUCCGCGUGGCACCUCCAACGACGGGGAUACUCGGUUGUGGUCAUCGAUCGCGAGCUCCCCGGUAACGCCACAUCGUGGGGCAAUGCCGGGCUCAUUAAGCGCCUUCCUCCGUCUCCAUUUCCACGCAGGCUUGCGAAACGGGCAAGCAUCGUGGCAAAUUCGCGUAAUGACACUCGGUACACUGUCUCGGGCAUGAUGGAGUACUACUACCCUCUUUUCUUGUACUGGUGGUACUCGCGGCCGUCUAUUUUUUCCCGCAUUGUCAAAGAGUACGCAACGUUGGCGGAACACUGCACGCAGGAACACAAUAUUAUGGCCAAAGCAGCGAAGUGUGAGCAUCUCCUCCAGCGUACCGGCUUUUUCGAAAUGUUUCGAUCGAAGCCAAUGCAGCUGAUUAGGGAAUCUGUCAUGGGUCAACAAAACGAAGGCCAGGCUGUCGAGCUCGUUACCCCAGAGGAGUUAACUCGAAGAGAGCCCAGCGCUAAUGCGUCGCUGUUUACGGGUGGCUACUUCUUCACCGAUGCGUGGCUUGCAACGGACCCUGGCGAGCUGGUCAAGGCGUACGCCAAUCACUUUGUUUCCGUAGGUGGCACAAUUAUCAGGGCAACAGUCAAAAGCAUAACUCCACGGUCUGAUGGGAGUGGGAGUGGGUACAUUGUCACGACGAACAACGGGAGUUUUGAGGCGCCCCUCGUCGUUGUUGCCGCAGGGCCGUGGUCGAACGAGGUGUUGAGGCCGCUUGGCUACCAGUUCCCGCUCUACGCUCUCCGCGGAUACAACACACAUUUCAGACUCGCUGGUGACGCGCAGCUGCAUCACACAAUCGUGGAUGUGGAUUAUGGCUACACUCUCGGCCCAAUGCACCAGGGCAUUCGCAUAAACACCGGUGGCGAGAUGGCUUCUAUAACGUCCCCGCAGAAUGAGAUUCAGCUCAAAGCAGCUGAGUCAGCAGCACGCCAACUUAUCCCGUUGGAGGGCCCUAUUUCCAAGACGUGGGCAGGCUACCGCCCGUGCACGUCAGACAUGAAACCUAUUAUAGGUGAGUCACCUCACCACCCAGGUCUAUGGAUGUGCUUUGGGCACGGCUCGAACGGUUUGACACUUGGUCCUGUUUCUGGACGCUUGCUUGCGGAGCUGAUUGCCGGCGAAACACCUUUUAUUGAUGCGCGUCCUUUUUCUGCAACUCGUUUCUAG